Molecule: messenger RNA, 696 nt
Organism: Solanum verrucosum
Lineage: Eukaryota; Viridiplantae; Streptophyta; Magnoliopsida; Solanales; Solanaceae
Product: transcription factor MYBS1-like
Exons: 3
Coding region: 1-696 (231 amino acids)
Molecular function (GO): DNA binding
Source: RefSeq, a predicted model, not a curated record
AUGGAGGAAAUGAAAAACCUCUACAUAAACCUCUUUAAAGAGGUUGAGAUGGCGAAUUCUUCGAAAAACAAAAAUGUUGUUGAUAACUCAUCAGACAAGGAGGCCAAUCUCAACGACACUCCGCCUCGAGUUGAAAUCAGUCAUUCACGACGUCAUCGACGGGGAAUUCCAUGGACUGAAGGAGAACACUCGUUGUUUCUCAUGGGACUGAACAAAUUUGGGAAAGGAGAUUGGAAGAGCAUCUCAAGGCACUAUGUUAUUUCAAAGACACCGACUCAGGUAGCAAGUCAUGCUCAAAAGUACUUCUCUCGUCGUACUAGUAAGACUCCAGUGGAUCGCCGUCGCCCCAGCAUCAAUGACAUUCAAACUGUCACCCUUAAUUCUUGGAGGACAACAACAACUAUGACAACAACUCCUCAUAUCAAUAACAACAUACUUGCUUACAACAACAAUUAUCAAGUUGGUUCAUCAUCAAGGCCUUUUCACCAUUCUAAUUAUACAUUUGGUGGUCCGACUUUUGUUAACAACUCCAAUGGAAAUUUUGGAAGCUAUCGUCGAGGUGAAGCAUCUGGAAGCAACUCGUUUGUUAUGGAACAGAGCAACAACAACAACAACAAUCUUCGUAGGCCAGUGUCACCUCGCCCUUUUCUUUCUAUGUACUUGUCUUCUACUAGGGGGAAUAACCCCCAAGUCUAA